Molecule: messenger RNA, 294 nt
Organism: Plasmodium malariae
Lineage: Eukaryota; Apicomplexa; Aconoidasida; Haemosporida; Plasmodiidae
Product: tRNA intron endonuclease, putative
Exons: 3
Coding region: 1-294 (97 amino acids)
Biological process (GO): tRNA splicing, via endonucleolytic cleavage and ligation
Molecular function (GO): nucleic acid binding; tRNA-intron lyase activity
Source: RefSeq, a predicted model, not a curated record
AUGACAAAUAGAAGUUCCAAAAGAGAAAUCGUUUUUAGUGACUUGAGCAAACACUUCAUCGUGGUUGAUGGGAUAAAAUACGGGGCUGAUUUUGUGCUGUAUAAAGAUACCACUGAUCAUGAGCAUGGUUUUGCUCUCAUCUUUAUAAAAGAAGAGAAUACUACAUUAAAUCAUAAAGAGAAAAUUAUAAUUAGUAGAAUAUGCGAAAGUGUUAAAAAGAAAGGUAUAAUUGCUUAUUUUAAUGAAAACACCAAUACCGUAAGAUACGAGGAAAUUCUAAGAAAAAAGGAGUAA